Lytechinus variegatus (green sea urchin) is the source of this 4045-nucleotide messenger RNA. RefSeq names its product nose resistant to fluoxetine protein 6-like. The record is from RefSeq and is a predicted model, not a curated record. NCBI's taxonomy places the organism in Eukaryota, Metazoa, Echinodermata, Echinoidea, Temnopleuroida, Toxopneustidae. Gene Ontology annotation, molecular function: acyltransferase activity, transferring groups other than amino-acyl groups. The transcript is spliced from 16 exons. Bases 210 to 2366 code for a protein of 718 amino acids.
GUCACAUGAUCUACAUAUAUGAUCAAAGUCGACGACGCCGCGACGGAUUCAUCAUGACUAUAAAACGUUAUUACAUGUAGCUAGAUUUUAGAAUCUUUUGACGUUGGAUGAGCUAACUUAUUUUGUUCACGAUAGAGACACAUAUCUGAUGUCGUUCGCUCUGGCUGCUGCAGAUUGUGAGGCCAGAGACAACAUUCCAAAUAUACACCAUGAUAUCUAUAUCCUCCAACAAGCAUUUCUUCCAGCCACUCUCGUCAUGCAGCACUAAACUGAUCAUACCCACCCUCAUUAUUAUAACGGCAUUAUGCAUUCAAGUGACCUCCGGCUUCAUGACCCCUGACAUGAUACUGAAGUUAACCACCGCAGGGCGCCCUCCUAUGACGCCCCAUGUCCAGGGUGAGGUCUCCGGCAAGUGCAAGACGGAACUGGCUGCCGUCAUUUCAGCAGAGACCUCUGAGCUUCUUCAGGUGGUGGACUCGUUUGGGAAGCCGGAGUCUGGUCUACUGGCUGGCAAUGCAGUGUGGAUGGGGCACUAUGAUGAAUGCAAGAGCAUUACAGGAUUCAACUUCUGCAUGUCCUAUCUUCAUCUGACGCUCCCCCAAAACAGCUCCAUAGUUCCUAGUCCUACAGGCCAAACACAGUUGAUGUGGGGAGUGUGCGUUCCAGAAUCCUGCUCAGACUCAGAUGUACUCUAUGCUCUGCAAGACCUACUUAAUGUAGUCGAGGCUCCCUUUGAUAUCUCAGCUGUGAAUGCUUCUUCAGUCUUAUGUGCACAGGAUCCACCCGCUCCGUACGAUACUGUUGGUUUUAUUGUAACGAUGGCAGUCAUAGGCCUACUAGGGACUCUGAUGGUGCUUGGGGCUUUCCUGGAUACCACCUUGCGAUCCGUCAACUACAAGGCCCCGCCCACCAGUCGGCAGCUGGUUAUCAACAGGACAACCAACGUGUACCCUUACCAGAGGGUUGGGAGCCCCUCAGGGGAUGAGGGGAGGGGCACAGCUGGGGAGAUGGAGGUGCAGUACCUGGAGGAGACACCCACAGCAUGCACCAGGGCCUGGCAGCAGUUCCUGUUGUGUUUUGCUGUUAAUCGCAACCUCAAGAAGCUGCUCUCGUCAAAGACCGGAGAGGGCGGUAUAGGCUGCCUCAACGGCAUCCGGGUCAUCAGUAUGACCUGGGUCAUCUUGGGUCAUGUGCCACUCUUCAUGAUUUCGGCCGGUAUUGUUGGGAAUCCAUUGUAUGCCUUCCAGUACACCAGCAGGUUUGGGAUUCAAGCAGUGGUUAAUGCUUAUUUCUCGGUCGAUUCUUUCUUCUUUCUCAGCGGCCUGCUGGUUGCCUACAUGUCUUUGGGCAGGAUGGCAAAGAGCGGCGGAAAGCUACCUUGGUUUUGGUUUUAUUUCCACCGGUACUGGAGGUUAACUCCUGCUUUGGGUAUGACCACUUUGAUCUGGCUCUUCCUAAAACCCUAUCUGGGAUCAGGACCGAUCUGGCAGUCCAACGUCUCGGACCCGUUCUGUUCUCGGGACUGGUGGGUCAACCUACUGUACAUCAAUAACUUUUACCAUAAUGAUUGUAUUGCUUGGGUAUGGUAUCUAGCUAAUGAUAUGCAGUUCUUUAUCAUCAGUCCUAUUCUACUAAUCAUACUACACAGGCGACCAUUACUUGGACUGCUUAGUCUUUUUGGAAUCUGUGUGGUCAGCUCAGUUACUACAGGUCUACUUAUGGCAAAACACAAUUUCUCUGUUCUUUUUCUUGAUGCAUCAAAUCCAAAUCCACCAACGGAUCAAAGCCAAUCCUUUACACAGGUGAUCUACGCUAAACCUUACUGCCGCAUUGCACCUUAUAUGGUUGGCAUGGCAAUGGGAUACCUUCUUCAUAAAAUCAAGAAAGACAAUGUCAAACUGCAUCCGUAUGUUGUGGUGAUAGGAUGGGGUGUUGCUUCAGCCGUAGGAAUGGCGGUGGUAUACGGGUUGUACGGAGGUUACAACAAUCAUCCCCUUAGUACGACGGAGAACGCCGUCUACAUGGCGCUAUGUCGGUUUGCUUGGGCCAUCAGCCUCUCCUGGGUUGUGUUUGCCUGUCACUAUGGAUACGGAGGUUGGAUCAACGACUUUCUGAGUUGGGAGUUGUGGAUACCGAUGAGUCGCCUGACAUAUUCGGCCUAUCUUCUUCAUCCUAUAGUCAUUAUAAUCUACGGCUACAACUUGACCAACACCUACUUCUACUCCAUCUAUACCCUGGCAUUCGAGGUUGCUGCCUUCAUAGCCCUUGGCUACAUGGCUGCUAUCUUGAUGGCAGUAGCAAUCGAGUUCCCAUUUGGAAACCUGGAAAGAAUGAUCAUGCCAUCAACAGACAAGAAGACCAAAUAGCUGAAUGUGUAUUCAAGAUGGUGACACGACAUAUGCUCAGGCGACAUUUGCUCCGGUCUUAAAAUAUCUCAGAGGGCAUAGGGUUAUGAUUAGGAUCCUAAUGUUUUUAUUAAUAAAUUAUAAUCCACUUUUAUAUAGUGCUUAAUACAUCGGAACAACGUGUCUACGCGCUUUCCAGAUAUAUUAUUACCCCGGUCAUCGGAUUCAAUCACUCAUUCCCGCACACAGUGUUUGCACAUCCUCCACUCCUUAGGGAGUAUUCCAGUCAGUCGCCGGUGAGGCGCACACAGUACUGGACAAGCUACAAUGGCUUCCACAUCCUACCGGGUACCCAUUCAGCACCUGGGUCGAGAGUAACAAAGUGUGGAUUAACGCCUUGCCAAAGGACGCCAGACCGCAGUGGGAUUCGAACACAUGACCCUCUGUUUACAAGGCGAGAGUCAGAACCACCACACCUCGCUUUUUGGUUCAGAUUAAAGUAAGGAUGAGGGUUUUUUAAUUUUUUGAGGUUAGGCUUUGUGUUUGGCAUAACAUGAAGGUUUUCCCUCAGAGCAACUGCCAUGGAACUGUUAUGAUUCAUGGCCUGUUAUGUUUGACUUUUAGGAUACAUUGACACGACGUUUGCUCUUGCAACAGUCGCAACAGGCUUUAUUUCAUGUAAGAUGUAGGUUUAAGUAUUGCAAAAGGGUUUUCUGAUGGGUUUCGGGUAUAGUACAAUGUUGAAUCCGGGGUUGGAGUUGGUCAUUCCAUCAGUGUGUCAAAUGUAUGCCAGAGCGAUUGUCGCUUGAACAAGUGUCAUGGAAUGAUUGUAAACAUGUUAUUACUUAUGUGUACAUGUAGUUUAAAGCCUCUUGAUUAGAAAUUGUCAAAUAUGAAUGUUCGUAUUGUGAUGCAAAUUUGACAAUCAAAUACUGGUGCCAAGACUCUAGACAUAUAGGCUCAUGUCAAAACAUAUUCUGUCGUUUCAUUUUGAGUUUGUUGAUAGAUACAUGGUUAUUUUUUAAUAUCCACGUAGAAAAGGAAAUCUUCCAUUUUCCUUUUGAAUUCUUUAGCGCCAUUUUAUUGAUCCCUGCAUAAAACAGUGGGUGUUAAUGUUUGCAGUGGGAAGUUUAUUGUAACAUGUAGCAAUUUCGAGUUUUGUCAACUCGAUCUUAGCACAUUCCUCAUACAGUUCCCAGGGGCGGAUCCAGGAUUUUCCAAAAGGGGGGGGGGCACAUUUUCUGCAAGGAAAAAUUUGACAAGCCCCAAAAAAGGUUUUCAAGCAAAAAAAAGAAUAAGGUCUUCACUUUCAAAAGAUAUUGCCAUCUUUUCAUAUACAUUUGAUAAUAAUCCCAGAUGUACGAAGAGUUUCUAAAAAAAAUCUAGCAGUUAUGGGCUAUAUUUAAUGAUUUACAGGCAAAUUAUAUUUUAAUGGCUUGAUAUUCAAAGCAUAAUUGAUUAAUUGAAAAAUGUUUUUUUUUGGUACUAUUCAUAAUUGAAUUUUAGAGAUUACAUCAUGUGUAAUCUGCUUGCCAAUUGUUGUCGCAAUUGCGCAAUCAUCGACCGAGAUCAGGGGGGGGGGGCUGCUUUUGCUUUUAUUUGAGAAAGUAGCCAAAAAUCACUGUAGUGUUAUGGAAUUUUGAAAUAAUUUCAGAAAUACAUGUACAUGUAUUCAUCACCUUUUAUUUGUGAAUAUGCUA